CAAAGCCAAACUGGCGCUUUACAUUCAUAAUAUUGCGGAUAAAUCGCGCCAAAAAUGUGUUCGAUUGUAAAAGCUGCAGCUGUCGAUAAAUACCAACUGACCACUCAUAUGACGUAGAUCAGCAUCAUCAAGAGUCGGGACCAAUUAUAAUCAGCUUCGUCACAAACUGGAAUAUCUUUUGUACACGACGAUAACCUACGCUUGGCUGCGCUUGGCCUUUGUAACUAAACGCAAGGACGAAACCAGAGUAUAUAGAACACAGGGCCUUGGACGAAACGUAUUUAUUCCGUCGUGGUCCGUGGACGUUGGGGUUGCUACGCGCCCGUCUCCCAUGAUACAGUGUGCCUCAAUCAAUUGGUAUAACUUACAAUUUGAUUUGCCAAGCAGUUUCAGUUUGAGUUGGUUGAGCAUAUACCUACCUAAUUUAGUUGAAGGGUUUCCUGUAUUUCAGAUCACUGAUCUCAUUGUUGAGCAUGUCGCACGUGGAGCAGCAGCGCGGCAGGGACCUCCGGGAGCGUCUGAACCACCGCCGCCGACACGAGGAGCGGCGCCCGUCGCUGCGCUCCCGAUCCAGAUCGCCCGACAAUGACAACAGAAAGACCAGGGGUCCUCUGUCUCCGCCGUUCAGAAAGCGCGGCACUCGGCAGCGGCGCAACUCGAGUUCGUCCUGGCCCAAUGAGUCCACCGAAAACGACGCCCCUCAGCCAGAGAGAAGGCGCGGCACUCGGCAGCGGCGCAACUCGAGCUCGUCCUGGCCCAAUGAGUCCACCGAAAACGACGCCCCUCAGCCAGAGAGGACUCGUUUCGAAAAAGAAACCGACCCUGUUAUACUGGCAAGAAGGCAAAAGCAGCUUGACUACGGCAAGAACACGCUUUGCUACCAGGAAUAUAUCGAUACAGUCCCAAAGCACAAGCGGGAGCCGUUCCAUCCGCGAACGCCGGUGAAGACGCGGAAGACCAGCCGGCGUCGGUGGGACUCGGCGAUCAAAAACUGGCGGAUUCACCUACACUACUGGAACGACCCGGUGAAGCUGGCCGCGCUGCGCAGUCGCAAGGACUCUGACUCGAUCGGCUCUGACUCCGAGUCGGCCGGCACGGCGUCUGUGGCCAGCACGCCGGACCGGCGCCGUGACAGCGACAAGCCGCCGCCGGCGCAGCCCAUCGCCGUGAAACGGAAGCCGCCCCAGGAGCCGGCCACAAUCAAACAGGAGCACACGGCGGCCGGCGACCACGCCACAGAGGAGCGUCACAAGGCGGUCGACCUCAAACAGGACACGAGGACAGUGAAACAGGACGUCAAACAGGAGCCCGGAGCCGCGAAACGGGAGCUGUCGUUCCCGGUGGUGGUCAAACAGGAGCCGAUCGAUCCGGACCUGAUCAAACAGGAGCGGCUGAGCCCGCCGCCGGACGCAGCGAAACAGGAUCUGGAGCAAACCGUGGUGAAACAGGAGCGUUCGGAGCCGGAGCCGGAGCCUCCUGCGGCGAAACAGGAGCCAGAGUCGGAGGACGAGAACCAGGAUCCUAGCGAGGAGUACGACCCGUCCUUCUCCUGGGCAGAUGACGUCGAGGGCCUGGUGGAGGAGCUGGGCGGGGCACCGAUCUGAACGACUGUGACGCACGGCGCGUGCCAAAGACAGAUCGUCGCCGCCACCCGUACUUCAAAACGCGGUCUGAUGUGUACUUCUUAUAUUGUACUUCAAGAUGCCCUCGGACUUGAGAGCGUUUGAUGCAGGUGGUGUGCGAAUGGAUUUAUCGGACGUUUGUCGAAUCCCGUUGAGAACUUCAGCAGCGGUUUUCGAAUGUUUGUAACCAAGAGCAUUUGGUAGGUUUUAUCGCAAGCCGCUCACAGGCGUAGAGCUACUCUGUCUUAAGAACAUUAUGUAUUUGUGGACGCGACACGUUCAAUACAUGCUAUGAUUUUCA
Messenger RNA from Amphibalanus amphitrite, 1923 nucleotides. RefSeq names its product serine/arginine repetitive matrix protein 1-like. The transcript has 7 exons. Lineage: Eukaryota; Metazoa; Arthropoda; Thecostraca; Balanomorpha; Balanidae. Gene Ontology annotation, biological process: mRNA 3'-end processing by stem-loop binding and cleavage; mRNA transport. The record is from RefSeq and is a predicted model, not a curated record. The coding region runs from base 474 to 1604 and encodes 376 amino acids. Gene Ontology annotation, cellular component: histone pre-mRNA 3'end processing complex; cytoplasm. Gene Ontology annotation, molecular function: histone pre-mRNA stem-loop binding; mRNA binding.